AUGGGUUCCACCAUUUCUACUUCUUCAGAAUUUAGUGAAUCCCAUUGGUUAUCCGAAGAUGUUGAUGAUGACGAUAACACUUCUCAACAACAACAACGAGACCCACCUGUAUGCUCAUCAUCGUCAUCUUCGGAUACACAAAAGGUCACUAUUGACAUCAAUCGUUCAGCAGAUUCAACUCAAACGAAUCACGCCAACAACAAUGAAAUCAAGUCACCCUCCUCCCGUUCUCAUCGCUCCAAUACUACUAAACUCCAAUUCUUUAAAAGAAAUAACAACCACUCCCGACCACAAUCGUUCAACAUUUAUCUUCUCUCAUGCUCGGAUUGUGGUAAAACAUGUUUUUCCAACCAAAUUAAAUCCAAAUUCGGAUUCAAGCCUUACCCCAAUGAAAAGGCUAGACUUACUCUCAUCAUGAAAACAUGUUUGAACACACUCUAUGAAAUUAUAUUUAAUAUCAUGAAUCAACAAGAAAAGGAUGAAUUCUUAACUGACAUUUUGAAUUAUGAUGGAAAUAUUAGUCAAACGAACAAUCCAAAUGAAUUGUUUGAUUUUAUUUGUAACAUGAAUUCGUUGAGCACAAAAUUUGAAUUUACAAAACAAGCCUCAAUGAUAUGCGGACAAUACAUUCAAUACAUUUGGAGAAAAUAUCCAAUCAUUAGAGAUUUAUAUUGGAAACACAAAGAAACUCAUAACUUGAAUGACAAUUCCCAAUAUUCAUUCCUCAUUACAACAAAAGUAGCUCCAAAACACUCUGAAUUAUCACCUCAAAUCAAACCAAAAUAUGGUGUCGAUGCAUCAUCCUUUCCUUCUGCUGAAUUUGAAGAAAUUACUCCGUCUCUACCAUCAAGUAGCUCAUCCAUAUUAUCACUUCAUCGACCUUUAUCUCUCAAAGACAAAUAUACUCCUCUUAUUCGAUGUCUCACAAUUGGUAAAAGUGAAACUACUCUCAAUUAUGAUUCAAAGACUAGUUUCACACUUGUAGAUGUUGGUGGAAGAGCUUCUGAAAAAAAGAAAUGGGAAUUCUUCCUAAAAGACAAAAGAGCUGAUUUUGUCCUGUAUUUUGUAUCCAUGUGUGAAUUUAAUCAAACAUUGAUUGAAAAUGAUUCUGUCAAUCGUAUGAGUGAAAGUCUGAACACAUACAGAGAUGUCAUUAAUAGAGCUCUCUUACGGGAAUGUAAAAACGUCAUUCUCAUCUUUACCAAACCAGACUUGUUUAUGAAUAUGGUCGUUACAAGAGGAGUGGAAUGCAAAAAUUUGAAAAGUCUCUUAUUUGAAUCUUUAUAUUUUCUGAAUAGUACCAUUUCUACCACAACUGCCAUGACGAGUACAACAACCAUGAUGACCACCAUGAUGACCACAACUUCCUCAAUCCUCCAAUCUUCACACUCGUCCACUCAGGCAUUGAUGGUAUUGGCACCCAAUGAUAUCCAUCCUCCUCCCAAUGCCCAACCUAUGACAAAGCUUGAUCAUCAAUACACCUCUCAUCAUCAUCAUCAAACCUCUCAACAAGAUCAUGACAUUGAUGGUCAUUGUAGUAAUGAAACGAGUACUAGUACGAGUAGUAGUAGUUGUACUCCAAGAAAUACCACAAGUUCAACCUCAAUUCUUUCAACACUCGAGAAUGACACAAAUAGUUCUAAAAGCACUUCUACUACCUCUCACACAAAAUCGACCACCAACACGAAUACAACACUCGAGGAUCAAACAAAUUCUUCAACAACUGCCAACAACACCACUACUAGCUUUACGAGUUCAGCAAUGACCAAUAACAACAACCAUAGCAGUGCAUGGAAUAUGACAACGACGAGUUUUACUUCAUCAAAUAUUUAUUCACCAUCGACAGUCUCUCCAAUUCGACCAGAAUUACAACAUGUACAUCACCAAGUGAAACAACAAGUUUCAGACAUGGUCAACUUAUUUGAGCAAGUUCACAGAGAUUCGUUCUACCAUUAUGUGAAACCAUUCCAAUAUCAUAUUGUAAAUUGUAUUGAUGGUGAGGAAUGUGGAGAAUUCAUAGAUAUAUUAAUAAGAGAGACCAUUGUCAAGUGCUGUAUUGAAGGUGGUCUUCAAGAAAGUACUUGCGCAUCAUCUGUAAUUCAAUAUCAGCCAUUUAUUUCAAAAUGUUUAUUAGAACCUAAAGUCCCUUGGUUGCAGCAACAGCUUAAUACCUUAGUUGAAAAGUUGUUGUUGUCAAGUUCGAAUCAAGUGGACCAAACAAAUGGAAGCAGCAGUGCUGAUCAUUACCGUCGACUGUUGGACGUGUGUUCCCUCGUGGAUCCUCAAUUUUGGUAUGAUUUGGAAAACAAAAAAUUAUUGGAAUAUCGGUUAGAUAAUCAAGCAAAGCCUAUCUUUGCCACAUACACCACUGGUAGAGUUUUUAAUUCCCAAGUUUUGAACGCUAUUCAACAGCAGCAUCAUGGAUCUCAAGAACCAUCAAGCGCAUCUCUGAGCUCUAAAUGGAGGUUAGGAGAGAAUGCUUUUUCAUCUAAUUGUGCUUCAAAUCCUUACAUGUUUCAAUCACCUGGUACUCUGUACAAUGCAAACACGAUUGAAGAAUUUAAUAAUUAUGACAAGAAAACCAUGCUGAGAAAAAUAGGAACUGAGACAAUUUAUGAAAAUCAAAUCAAGAAUGGCCAAUGGUUAUUGAACCCAACUGAAUUGACUCAUUUCUUAUUGAUCACUUUUGCUGACCUUAAACACCAUAGUUUUUAUUAUUGGUUUGCAUUUCCAUCAUUGUCUUUCCCUGAUAUGGAAAUCGUUUACGACAAUCAUAAGUAUUUACAACAAGAACCACAUGGCUUUUAUUUCGUUGAAAUUUCUACUGAUGAGACAAUUGUUAAAGUGAGGCCAUUAAGCGAUUGGCAAGAAAUUAAUUUUGAUCAGGCAUAUUUGGGAUUUUCUGAUCCAAGUGCUUUGAAAGAAUAUCCAAGUUGGAUUUUAAGAAAUUAUCUAUUGGCUGCUUCGUCAACAUUUAAUAGGAAAGCUUUCAAAGUAUUAUGUUUCAGGGAAGAUCCAGCCAGAAAGGACGUCAGCGCAAGUAUUACUUUGAACACUGAAUUGAAGUAUAACAAUGAUAGAGUCGAAGAACCAUCGUCCUCUCUUAGCGUUGUUGGGUGGGAAAAGAAUGCAAAAAACAAGUUAGGUCCCAGAUAUGUGAAUAUGGGUAGUACAAUGGAUCCUGUCAAAUUAGCAGAGACUUCUGUGACGUUAAAUCUUCAACUCAUGAAAUGGAGAAUGUUUCCCUCUCUCGAUUUAGACAUGUUGUCAAAAACGAAAUGUUUAUUGAUUGGAAGUGGUACUUUAGGUUGUCAUGUUGCUCGUAAUUUGAUGGCCUGGGGUAUUUUCAACAUUACAUUUUUAGAUAGAACCAAAGUGAGUUUUAGUAAUCCUGUAAGGCAGCCACUUUUUGAAUAUGAAGAUUGUUUUGAUGGUGGGAAAGAUAAGGCCACUUGUGCAGCCGAACAUUUACGUAAAAUUUAUCCGAAUGUAAACACGAAAGGUGUCAACUUGGAAAUUCCAAUGCCAGGACAUUUCGUAACAGAUUCUGAAAAAACACGAGCAAAUGUAGACCAGUUAGAAAAGCUCAUUGAAGAACAUGAUGCAGUAUUCUUAUUGACUGAUACUCGUGAAUCAAGAUGGUUGCCCUCAUUGAUUGCUGUUCAAAAGAAGAAGAUUGUGAUUAAUGCUGCCCUUGGAUUUGAGUCCUAUCUUGUGAUGAGAUAUGGAGUCUAUGAGAACAGUAACAUCACUGCAAGUAGUGCGAAAAAGGAACGACUUGGAUGUUAUUUUUGUAAUGAUGUUGUUGCACCUGUGAAUAGUACUAAGGAUAGAACUCUUGAUCAACAAUGUACAGUCACGAGACCUGGUGUCAGUGCCAUUGCAGGAUCUCUUGCUGUAGAGUUGUUGGUUUCAUUGUUGCAUCAUCCUUUGAAAAAUCAUGCAGGUGCUUUUAAUCCAAAACUUUUACAUGAAUCCAACAAGACACAAGAACUUGUGAAUAAUCAUGACAGCACACAAAGUGAUUUGGGUGUUGUUCCUCAUCAGAUACGCGGAUCCAUUUCCAACUAUCAAACCAAUUUGUUGUAUGGAUCCUCUUAUUCUCAAUGCACAUGCUGUUCUCAUGUUGUGAUAAGUGGAUAUGAGAGAGAGGGUUAUCAAUUCUUGGAAAGAGUAUUCAAUGACAGCAAGUAUCUGGAAGAAUUAACAGGAUUGAAAGAGCUACACGAAAAAACCUUGAAAAUGUUAGAAGGGCUAGCCUUAGAGGAUGAAGAGGUGAGCGAUGAUGAGGAUCAAGAGAAGAAAAAGACAGAUGAUGACGAUGGAUUUACACUGUUAUAG
Naegleria lovaniensis is the source of this 4341-nucleotide messenger RNA. RefSeq lists its product as uncharacterized. The record is from RefSeq and is a predicted model, not a curated record. Gene Ontology annotation, biological process: protein modification by small protein conjugation; autophagy of mitochondrion; C-terminal protein lipidation. Bases 1 to 4341 code for a protein of 1446 amino acids. The transcript is spliced from 5 exons. Lineage: Eukaryota; Heterolobosea; Eutetramitea; Acrasida; Naegleriidae. Gene Ontology annotation, cellular component: cytoplasm; phagophore assembly site. Gene Ontology annotation, molecular function: guanyl nucleotide binding; Atg12 activating enzyme activity; Atg8 activating enzyme activity.